GACGAGCCCCCACCCCCACUCUCCUCCUGGCCUCCACCGCGCCGCGCCACUGUGCCCGCGGCCGGCAGGGCGGCAGGUAUCUUCCCUUCCCUCCCUCGGGGUCGGGGCAGCUGCUGCCACCUGCUCCACGCCACCACCUCCUCGCGCAGGAUAAAGCGGGCCGGGGAUGCGCUGAGCCGGAUGGCCGCCCACUCGCUCUCGCUCUCGCUCUCCCUCCCCAUCACGCGCUCGCGUGCGCCCCUCGCGCUCCGCCGCCUCCUCCUCCUCCUCCUCAACCCGUGCCGCCUCGCCGCCGCCCCGCCACAGACCCACCGAGGCCUCUCCUCCGCCGCCGCCUCAUCCCGGGCGCGGGCCCUCGGCCUCGCCGGCUGCCCGCCUCGCCCCCGCGCCGCGCUCCUUGGCACCGGAGGUGCAGGGAGAAGACGGAGAGGUGAGCUAGUCCGCAGAGCUAUGUCAGGUUCGACGAACUCAACUGUAGCGGCGGAGUUGACGGUGCCUGUCGAGCAGCUGCCUUUUGUGAAUGACAAGCAUGGGGGUGUUAUUAUUGAGAUGGUGGUGCCAAUGGAUCCUGGAGUGUUUUCAGCUUCACUGAAAGCAGCAUUGGCGAAAUGGAGGGAGCAGGGAAUAAGAGGUGUAUGGAUCAAACUGCCCAUCACCCUUUCCAACCUUAUUACACCAGCUGUGGAGGAAGGUUUCUGGUACCAUCAUGCAGAGGAAACAUACUUGAUGCUUGCAUACUGGCUUCCUAAUACAACACAUACGCUACCAGUAAAUGCAACCCACCGUGUGGGUGUUGGAGCCUUUAUAAUGAAUGACAAAAGAGAGGUCUUGGUUGUACAAGAAAAGAGCGGUGUACUUCGAGGCCUUGGUGUAUGGAAAUUUCCAACUGGCGUAGUUGAACCGGGGGAAGAUAUAAAUGUCGGUGCUGUAAGAGAAGUAAAAGAAGAGACAGGGAUUGAUGCAGAAUUUGUUGAAGUGCUAGCUUUCAGGCAGAGCCACAAAUCCUUUUUUGAAAAAUCGGACCUAUUUUUUGUAUGCCUGCUACGACCACUUUCAUAUGACAUUACUAAGCAAGACUCGGAAAUAGAGGCAUGCCAGUGGAUGCCAGUGGAGGAAUUUGCAGCACAACCAUUCGUCCAGAAACACGAACUCGUGAAGUACAUCCUCGAAGUCAGUUUGGCUAAAGUUGACAAGGAAUAUGCAGGGUUUUCGCCAAUCUCCAUAAAAUCAGCAUUCACAGACAAACUGUCCUUGUUUUACUUGAACCGGAGGGACCUUGACAGGGCCUCAGGAUCAAGCAAACAGUAAUGCACACUUUGGUCUGUGAAAAAAGGGUCUGAAUCAUUCAUACAGUACCUGAUUGUUUUGUUCACCAAUUGGUAGCUUGGGGCCUUGGGCAUUUGAUUUUGACCGAACGUUGUCUGCCGGACGUGUCUAUGAUUCAAAGGAGGUAUAGCAACGCAAACGUAUAGCUGAAACUGUUGCACUUAUGAAUUUGUAUUUGUAGGUUUACAGACAAUAAAAUGUUGGUUGGGCUUGACAGGAGACUUUUGUUGAAAUUAGAAAAUUUUAUACAGAAUUACUAACGUGUCACUUUUC
Molecule: messenger RNA, 1599 nt
Organism: Setaria italica (foxtail millet)
Lineage: Eukaryota; Viridiplantae; Streptophyta; Magnoliopsida; Poales; Poaceae
Product: nudix hydrolase 2
Exons: 9
Coding region: 181-1308 (375 amino acids)
Molecular function (GO): NAD binding; NADH pyrophosphatase activity; ADP-ribose diphosphatase activity
Source: RefSeq, a predicted model, not a curated record